AUGUCGUCCUCCACCCCUAUUGUGCAAUUAGAGGAAAUUGACCUCUCUUUAUUUGAUGAAGGCCCAGAGGUCCGCCAGGCCCUUGCUGAGCGUCUUGAAAAAGCCCUUACAGACCACGGUUUUUUCCAGCUUGUCAAUCACGGGCUCGUGACCGAUCACCUAUCCUCAAUUGGCCGUCAGGUCUUUGAAGAGCCAGAUGAAGUGAAAGCUAAGCACAUUGCCGGCCAGAAUGAUCUACCAGAAGAGAGCUAUAAGCAAUUGGGUGUUGUUAGAGGGAGCGGUUACAAGCCAAGAGGUUACUGGACUUACAUAAAUGACCAGAAGGAUAGAGUUGAAUUUUUCAACCUGCGCCACUUCGCACACCCAGAAUAUGUCAAGACCGCCAGCUACCCUCCUUCCGUUGAGAAAAACUUGCCUGAGAUCACCUCUUAUUUUAUUGAUCUUCAUAACAACGUUUUACGCAAAUUGCUCUCGUUGAUUGACAUCAUUCUGGAGCUUCCUGACGGAACGCUUUACAACAACCACUUUAGGGUGGUCGAAAAUAACAUUAAGGAGUCUGCCACAGGUUACGGUAGAUUCUUGUUAUACCACGAGGCUGAUGAUUCGUAUAAUUCGAAGACAGGAAACACGCUGCUUCGAGGCCACACAGAUGCUAGUGCACUAACAUUCAUCCUAUCCGAUCCUGUUCAGGCACUCCAGAUCAGGCUCCCAGAUACUGAAAACACUUGGGGAUUUGUUAAGCACAAACAAGGCGCCCUAGUUGUGAACGUUGGAGACGCGCUUCAGUUUUGGACCGGUGAUUACUUCAGAUCCAGUGUCCACAGAGUUGCCUCGCCCCCUAACCACCAAAAGCGAUCCAGCACGAUUUAUUUCUGCACCCCAACUUCUGCGACGUAUUUGGACCCUGAUUCCUUGAACUCUCCAAAACUCAAGCGUUUGGGAAUUUAUGCCGACAAGAGUUUGCAGCGCAUAACUCAAGGCGAGUGGGAUAUUGCAAAAGGUGCGUUUUUCAACAACACAAGCUCGAACCAAACAAAGGGUAUCACGAUUUUGGGCAGAAAGUCCCUUGGAUCUCUUAUUGGCGAAGCUGUCGAUGCCUAAAGCCUGAAGUAUAAUCGUACCAAACUAGGAGUAUAUACCAGGCUAUAAAAGUUCUUUUAUUCAUCUACAAAUAGCUGUAGGAAGUUUUGAUCUCUAACCUGCUCGAACUCAUUGUCCACACUAUGGUCGGUGAUCCACUUUGCUGACAGACCCCUAUGCUCCACUUUUCUUUUCCACUCCUCAUCAGUUUCGGCAGUGCCGAUGUAUUUGGCACUAAUUUGUUGAUCAAUUUCAAUUUGUUUUUGAACGCGCUUCAAAAAUGGGGCUCUGGUCUCAUUGAAAAGAAACAAAGCUUUUUUCAAAUUAUACUUGGUCUCCAACAAGGACCGGUACAAGGCCCAGACAUCAUCAAAUCCCAUAUUUGCACCAGCCCCGUAAACACCGGAGGUUGGAUGAGCAGCAUCGCCGACAAACGCAAUCCGGUCCCCAACAACCAGGUUCUCCAGCCAAGGUGCCCGUUCCAGCGGGAAAGCAAUCGACUCCGGCAUAACUUCAAGAAUCUGACCGAUAAGUGGAUCCCAAUCUCUGAAGUGCUCAAUCAAGCGCUUCUUACCCCAAUCACCUGUGGUCUUGUUCCACCGCAGGUUGGCAGCAACUUCUGGUGGGUCUCUCAAGUGGGCCGCAACGUUGAACUUUCCAGGCGUUAGUCUAGUCAUAAACAUAGCAGAUCCCCUGCCAAUCCAGACUGUAAUAUCAUCUGGCAAUCCAGGAAUAUGUUCCACGAUUUUAUCGUCAAAAACAUUCCUAUAUGCAACUGCUCCCUUGUAGACGAUGGCAUCAUUGGUGAAUUGGCGACGAAUUUUUGAGUAUAUGCCAUCAGCAGCAAUCACCAGAUCAGCUUCUGUCACGUUCCCAUUUGCAAAAAGGAUGGCAACACCAUCUUGUCUCACAUUAACGCUUUUCACCUCUUGGCCGUACUUAAUGGUUCCUUUUGGAACAUGUUUCAAAAUGAAGUCCAGCAAAAGAACUCUUUGUGCCUUGGCAUGGUUGUAUUUGGGAUACUUUGGUGACUUUGAGUAAGGCUCUUUGAGGUAUUCCCCAGUUUUCCAAUGACGUCUAGUGAUAUGCCCGUUAUUCGGGGUUCUAUAAAGUAUUUUUUCUAGCUCAUCCAGAUCGAAAACCUGAUCAAGAGUCACAAGGCCUCCCUCGGUAAGAGUGAUGGCUGCUCCAACCUCACGAACCUUCUCGCUUUUUUCGUACGCAGUAACCGAAACAUUUGGUAGCCUAGACAAGGUAACUGCAGCAAAUGCUCCCACCAGUCCACCGCCAAUAAUUGCAAUCUUAAGUGGUUUGACCUCUUCCUCGCCUGUCAUGGCAAUCGUUUCUCGGUGAUUGAGACUUGGCAGUUUUUAUGAGCAUUGUCUGAUUUAUAUAUCCUAAAUGUGGCAAGAGAAACAAGCCGCACUGUGGCAUCGAAAUCCCGGGUACGGAGACAAUUUUUGAAGCACCUCGGUACGGCAAAAUAUUGACGAUACAAACUAAAUAUGCUAAGUACUAGUAUAGCUUUGCCCGGUGGUGAGAUAUUAUAGAGUGGAGUGCAGGCCAGAACAAAAUUCUCUUCGAUACUUUGCACUCGUUAUCUUUUUCAUCAAUUUGAGCACAAUAUUUUAACAAGGAUCUAUCAAACUCUGGGCUCAAAACGUUGAAGCUAAAAGAUGCCGGAGGAGUAUUGGCAAGUUCUGUCAGCCAAGAAGUUAUUGUGGUGCGCUGACCGUGGUAUAGGCUCUUGCUGGAACCCACAAUUAGCUUAAGUUUGUGGAAUCAACUGGUUACAACUUCAUGAUUUACACUGUACUUACUCUGCGAAUACCGCAACCCAGAUACAUGGUUUUCCUGACGUUAAAAAAUCGUAAGUUCAAGAGCAAAGAAAGUUCACUUUUUGUGGAGUCAUCACUAUCUUGCCGAAGAUAUAGCCAUUUUCCCCUUCGAUACACUGGUCAAUUGAUGUCAUCUACGUUUAAACUCCAGGAUAACAUAGAUUUCCAUAUCUCAAAGAUCAAAAAUCCUCUGAAAAAGAAAAGUGUGCCAUAUGGCCAAGGAUCUACUUCAGCCACCAUAAGCAUGGUUUUGAGAACCAUCAAUGCUGCUGUUGUGAUGUGAUAAAUGGGUCUGCAUUGCCGAAACGUUAAACGACUCUAUUUUUGCCCUGUAUCUUUCAGCUUGUUGAGAUACUGCUGCCUCUUUUUGAACAAUUUAUAGAAACAGUACGGCUGUGACUGGGUAUCAGAUCAAUUUCUCAGAUUCGUAUUCCCACUCGCUUCGAUCAUUAAAUGCAUUCCAGGCCCUAUACAAUCAUAAUGUUACUCUAUCUCCGUGUUAGUUUUCCCAAACAAGGAGAACCUUGGCGUGAGGUCGCCAGUACACGAAUCAUGUCUAUAUUGGUGGUAUCAAGUUACAAGAUUAUGAAUGCUGAAGAUUUGCAAGCAAGAGUGACAUGAGAGCUUAUCCAAGGACACGACUAUUUCCCAUUGCAAAUACGUUUCAGAAGUUGAAGGCUACAUGGAAUUCUCAGCCACGUGCUCGGAAACUUCAGGCAUAGGAGAAAAUCACACAAUUAUCUGGUAUCAACAACUAAACCCUUACAGCCUUGGAAAAUUGAGAUUUAAUCUUCAAGAUUAACAUUUACAUAUACAAGCUUUAACCAUCUACAAAUACUCAGAAAAAUAAGAACGUUUUAAUUCAAAGUUGCUCUAGCUUGUUUACGUCUCUCUAGAUUUUGCUCAAAAAUUUUGUCAAAUUCCUCCUUGUCAACGUCCGGCGUCCACCGUGUCUCAUACAAUGGAUGAUCUGGAGGAAGAAAUGUUUGUCCC
Ogataea polymorpha is the source of this 3911-nucleotide messenger RNA. RefSeq lists its product as uncharacterized. Bases 1 to 1101 code for a protein of 366 amino acids. The record is from RefSeq and is a predicted model, not a curated record. Lineage: Eukaryota; Fungi; Ascomycota; Pichiomycetes; Pichiales; Pichiaceae. The transcript has a single exon. Gene Ontology annotation, molecular function: dioxygenase activity.